UCCAUAUAAGCUCGGUGCCGCCGCUCGGUCGACACUUGUUCUCUUACUGUGGAAGCAGAGCAGACGGAGGAAGUAGAAUGGCCAGAACCAAGCAGACCGCCCGUAAGUCCACCGGAGGCAAAGCUCCCCGGAAGCAGCUGGCCACCAAGGCUGCCCGUAAGAGCGCCCCGGCCACCGGCGGCGUGAAGAAGCCUCACCGUUACAGGCCCGGUACCGUGGCUCUGAGGGAGAUCCGCCGCUACCAGAAGUCCACGGAGCUGCUGAUCCGCAAGCUGCCCUUCCAGCGCCUGGUGCGUGAGAUCGCCCAGGACUUCAAGACCGACCUGCGCUUCCAGAGCUCGGCCGUCAUGGCUCUGCAGGAGGCCAGCGAGGCUUACCUGGUGGGUCUGUUCGAGGACACCAACCUGUGCGCCAUCCACGCCAAGAGGGUCACCAUCAUGCCCAAAGACAUCCAGCUGGCCCGCCGCAUCCGCGGAGAGAGAGCUUAGACUCACCGGACACACGUCACACUGGAAAUAACGGCUCUUUUAAGAGCCACUCACAUUCAUGAUAAGAGUUCAAGUUUCCACAUAGUAAUGUACUAACACUUCCAAGCAUAUUGGUUAGUUUUAAUAUUUAAUGGACGGUAUAUUCAAUGUGGACUGUACACUUAACUGUUAGUUCAAAGUUUGAGUAAAUAAAUGAAUCUGUGUUGUGUA
Stegastes partitus (bicolor damselfish) is the source of this 698-nucleotide messenger RNA. RefSeq names its product histone H3. The transcript has a single exon. NCBI's taxonomy places the organism in Eukaryota, Metazoa, Chordata, Actinopteri, Pomacentridae. Gene Ontology annotation, molecular function: DNA binding; structural constituent of chromatin; protein heterodimerization activity. The record is from RefSeq and is a predicted model, not a curated record. The coding region runs from base 78 to 488 and encodes 136 amino acids. Gene Ontology annotation, cellular component: nucleosome.